CCCCCUCGGAGAUACGGAAGUUGUGGAAGUUGCUCGAGCUGUCAGCGGACUGAGUCUCUCCUGUGUCCUCUGGUUCUUCUCACACACAGACAACAACAACACCGCCUCACGGGGAUGUCUCUGUCUUUCGAGGGAAGAGUUGUGCUUGUCACCGGAGCCGGAGGAGGCCUUGGCAGAGAAUAUGCACUGGCUUUUGCGGAAAGAGGUGCCUCUGUAGUAGUGAAUGACCUUGGGGCCGACACUAAAGGGGGUGGAAAGAGUUCUGCAGCCGCUGAUAAGGUGGUGGAGGAGAUAAGAGCGAAGGGAGGAAAUGCCGUGGCGAACUACGAUUCUGUAGAGGAUGGAGAAAAACUGAUCCAGACAGCGCUAGAUGCGUUUGGAAGACUAGAUGUUGUCGUAAACAAUGCUGGGAUCCUCCGUGACCGUUCAUUUGCCAGGACGAGUGAUUUGGACUGGGACCUGAUUCAAAGAGUUCACUUGAGAGGCUCCUUCCUGGUGACUCGAGCCGCCUGGAACCACAUGAAGACCCAAAAGUUUGGCAGAAUCAUCAUGACGGCUUCAGCUGCAGGCAUCUAUGGUAACUUCGGCCAGGCCAACUACAGCGCGGCCAAGCUGGGCCUGCUGGGCCUGGCAAACACCUUGGCCAUCGAGGGAAGCAAGUACAACAUCCACUGCAACACUAUUGCCCCCGUUGCAGGGUCACGACUCACAGAGACCAUCAUGCCCCCAGACCUCGUGGCAUCUCUGAAGUCUGAGUAUGUGGCUCCACUGGUCCUCUGGCUCUGUCAUGAUCAAUGUCAAGAGAAUGGAGGACUAUUUGAGGUCGGUGCAGGCUGGAUUGGUAAAUUGCGCUGGGAGCGUUCUCAGGGCCGCACUGUGAGACAGAAGGAUCAACCCAUGAAUGUCGAAGCUGUCAGGGACCAGUGGGACAAAAUCUGUGAUUUCACAGACGCCACCAAGCCUUCAUCUGUACAAGAGUCUCUAAGCUCGAUGGUGGCGGUGCUGUCUCAAGUCGAGUCGGAGGAAGGAGUCGAUGCAAAUCCAACAGCUGCUGUGGCCUCGACCUCUGGGAUCAAUCCUGCAAUGGCAGUGGGACAGAAAAUGGAGGCGACCACGUUCAGCUUCACCCACACUCAGUGUAUCCUCUACGCACUGGGGGUCGGCAUGUCGACCAAGGACCCAGACCAUCUCAGGUUCCUGUAUGAAGGCGAUCCUGACUUUAGCUGCCUGCCCACCUUUGGGGUCAUUCCCUCCCAGGCAGCGAUGAUGAAUCUGGCCUCAAUCCCUGGACUCAACAUAGAUUUCACACAGGUUCUGCAUGGAGAGCAGUAUCUCGAGCUUUACAAACCUCUGCCAACAUCAGGUGAACUAACCUCUCAGGCGACGAUAGCAGACGUGCUGGACAAAGGCUCCGGAGCCCUCAUCCUCUUGGAUGUGAGCACCUACAGCGACGGGGAGCUGCUGUGCUUCAACCAGUUUUCAGUGUUCGUGGUCGGAGCCGGAGGCUUCGGAGGGAAGAGAAGCUCAGACAAAGCUAAAGUUGCUGCGUCACCACCUCAGCGGGCACCAGAUGCUGUGGUGAUUGAUUCCACCACCAGAGACCAAGCUGCCUUGUACCGGCUGAGCGGCGACUGGAACCCUCUUCACAUCGAUCCCAGCUUUGCUGCCAUGGGAGGCUUCAAGGCUCCGAUCCUUCAUGGCUUGUGCUCAUUUGGCUUCGCCGCGAGACACGUCCUCAAGCACUUUGCUGACAAUGACCCGUCUAGAUUCAAGGCCAUCAAGGUUCGCUUUGUGAAGCCGGUGCUGCCGGGUCAGUCUCUGCAGACCGAGAUGUGGAAGGAAGGCAACAGGAUUCACAUCCAGUGCAAAGUGAAGGAGACGGACGCUGUCGUGUUGUCAGGAGCUUACGUGGAUUUACACCCUGCGUCAGAUGAGUCUCCAGAAAGUCUCAGUCAAGCAAGUUCAUCAACAAUCCUUCACUUUCCUAUGAUCAGAUUCUGUCCAGGACUUCAGAGCGAGCUGGUGUUUGCAGAGAUCGGCCGCCGUGUGAAGGACCUCGGCUCCGAGCUGGUGAAGAAGGUGAACGCUGUGUUCGGCUGGGAGAUCACUAAAGACGGAAAGACCAUGGCACAGUGGACCAUCGAUCUGAAGAACGGCAGCGGCUGCGUGCACGAGGGCCCGUUCAGCGGGAAGACGGACGUGACCCUCACCGUGUCCGACGAGGACUUCAUGGAGGUGGUGCAGGGGAAGCUCAACCCCCAGAAGGCGUUCUUCUCUGGCAAGCUGAAGGUGAGAGGGAACAUCAUGCUGAGUCAGAAGCUGGAGGUCAUCCUGAAGGACCACGCCAAGCUGUGAGCCGGACCAGUGCUCCCGUCCGUCUGCUUCUCCGGUCCGGGGUGAACCUCCAGGAUUUGACCCACCUCCUCACUGCAAUCAACAAACAUGGAUCUGACAGGAAAUGUGAUUGUCUGAGGUGGAUACAAAGAAAUGCAAAAGUUUUUAAAUAAAUUUUUUCUAAUUCAGUUAUUGACUGGCAUUGUGUCAUGAAGUGAAAGUUAAACAUGGCUCUUUAUCACUGUUAAUGUGUCUGUUGGUCAGAAUAGGAUUUAUUCUUGUAUUAAUAUGAACCUUCUGCUUCAGUGAGGAACCUGGAACUUGCCUUUUCACAAGUUAAAUGUUCUGAGUGAAGUGAUAAUGAUUAAAAUCUAAACUAAUCAUAAUUCAACACUCGGUUAUUUCAUGAGGACUAAUUCACCUUUGUCCCUUAAAACCACUUUCAUGUACCUGAUACUGUAACAACUGAAAGUUUGAAAUGUAAAAUAAUAUGUAUAUUCAUUUUCACUUGUCAGAUGAUUUCCAUGCACCUGUAAUAUUGGUCUUUUAUGAAAAUAAACUAAUUCAGAACCGA
This is a messenger RNA of Platichthys flesus (European flounder), 2908 nucleotides long. It is a transcript of the gene hsd17b4, whose product is annotated as hydroxysteroid (17-beta) dehydrogenase 4. Gene Ontology annotation, molecular function: oxidoreductase activity. Lineage: Eukaryota; Metazoa; Chordata; Actinopteri; Pleuronectiformes; Pleuronectidae. The transcript has 25 exons. The record is from RefSeq and is a predicted model, not a curated record. Bases 115 to 2355 code for a protein of 746 amino acids.